Messenger RNA from Galleria mellonella (greater wax moth), 4964 nucleotides. RefSeq names its product head-specific guanylate cyclase (gene Gycalpha99B). Gene Ontology annotation, cellular component: guanylate cyclase complex, soluble. The transcript is spliced from 15 exons. Gene Ontology annotation, biological process: cGMP biosynthetic process; response to oxygen levels. NCBI's taxonomy places the organism in Eukaryota, Metazoa, Arthropoda, Insecta, Lepidoptera, Pyralidae. Gene Ontology annotation, molecular function: guanylate cyclase activity; heme binding. The record is from RefSeq and is a predicted model, not a curated record. The coding region runs from base 360 to 2456 and encodes 698 amino acids.
UCCGUAUUUAUGAUUUUUUAAUGAAACAAAAAUAAUUAAAAUUCGUAUAUAUUUUUCCUGCUAACUGUAUUUGUUGUAUGUCUAAAAAAAUAAUGAAUUGUGAACGAAACUUUUAUGAUUGUUUUUUUUAAUCGCCGCGUGUUAAUACGUGAAAGUGAUUGACGUGUUUUUUUUUAAAUAUUAUAUUUAUACAUAUAUGAAAUAUUCAGUUAUGUUAUCCAUAGUGGAAAUUUAGUUAAUGUGAAAUUUGUUUUAUUGAAGUUGAGGUGUUACGUAAUAGAAAUGUUUAAAAUGUGCCGGGGUGUACAGUUCAAAGUGAAUAAGUGAUUAUUAUGACUUGAGGAUUUAAGUACCUAACCAUGACGUGUCCAUUUCGCCGCGCCUCCUCACAACAUCAGUUCGCUAACGGCGCUGGUUCUGGGGGCAAGAAGCCGGAGUUUCGGUCGAGACAGUCGUCAGUUCACCUCCCUGGUCCCGAUGAGGAGAACGGCGAGAAGAAUACAUUGACCCUUAAGCAUCUGAGUGAGGCGUUACAGCUGUUGACAGCACCAUCGAACGAAUGCCUACACUCAGCUGUGACGUCACUAACGAAGAACCAAGCGGAACAUUACGACAAGUACAAUUGUCUCCGAAGACUACCAGACGAUGUGAGGAAAUGUAGAAAUUAUGCAUAUUUGCAAGAAAUAUACGACGCGGUAAGAGCGACUGAUAGUGUAAACACAAAGGAUUUUAUGGCAAAAUUAGGAGAAUAUUUAAUUUUAACAGCGUUCUCGCAUAAUUGUCGACUAGAGAGGGCGUUUAAAUGUUUAGGCACUAAUUUGACUGAAUUUUUGACGACACUGGACAGUGUGCACGACGUUUUACAUGACCAAGACGAUGCCCAAAGGGACGAAUCGACGGAGUACGAAGCAGCAUUUGUUUGCACUACCUCCCACGAAGGCAAGAUCGAAUUACACUUGACCACAGAGAGUGAACCAGUGGCCUAUCUCUUGGUCGGGAGCUUGAAGGCCAUAGCCAGAAGAUUAUACGAUACUCAGACAAAUAUAAGACUGACGAGUUACACUAAUGAUCCUAGGAGAUUUAGAUACGAAAUCAAUGCAAAUCCACUCCGUCAGAGAUCGAGAGAUGACAAUUGUGAACAGGACGAGCCCAUCUCCAUUGCAUCAUCCAGCAAUGUGGCGGACCUGAAGAUUGGAGUAGCCAGCUUCUGCAAAGCUUUCCCCUGGCACUUUGUCACUGACAAACGGCUAGAGUUAGUGCAAUUGGGAGGUGGGUUCAUGCGUCUAUUCGGAACAUUUUUAGCGACUCAUGGAUCGUCACUCGGCACUUACUUCAGACUACUCCGUCCCAGAGGAGUACCUCUGAACUUCCGCGAGAUCAUGAAGCGUGUUAAUACCCCAUUCAUGUUCUGCUUGAAGAUACCAGGGUCUGCUUCGCCGGCUGAGGGUCUGGAGAUUAAAGGUCAGAUGGUAUUCUGCCCGGAGUCUGACUCUCUGCUCUUCGUGGGAUCACCGUUCCUGGACGGAUUGGAAGGUCUUACAGGAAGAGGCCUCUUCAUCUCGGACAUUCCACUUCAUGACGCAACCCGAGAUGUGAUACUUGUUGGCGAACAAGCGCGAGCUCAGGAUGGGUUACGGAGAAGAAUGGAUAAAUUGAAGAACUCAAUAGAAGAAGCGAGCAAAGCAGUGGACAAAGAACGAGAGAAGAACGUCAGUCUUCUCCAUCUUAUAUUCCCACCGCAUAUUGCUAAGAGAUUGUGGCUAGGUGAGAAGAUAGAAGCCAAAAGCCACGAUGACGUCACAAUGUUGUUCAGCGACAUCGUUGGUUUCACAUCCAUCUGCGCUACUGCAACGCCCAUGAUGGUCAUCGAUAUGCUGGAAGACUUGUAUUCAGUAUUUGACAUAUUCUGUGAAGAGCUGGAUGUGUAUAAGGUGGAAACGAUAGGCGAUGCAUACUGCGUUGCUAGCGGUUUACAUAAGAAAAUAGAAACGCAUGCUCCUCAAAUUGCUUGGAUGGCGCUACGUAUGGUCGAAACAUGCGCGGAACACCUCACGCAUGAGGGAAAUCCUAUUAAGAUGCGUAUCGGUCUGCACACUGGGACAGUGUUAGCGGGUGUUGUUGGCAAGACAAUGCUCAAGUACUGUUUGUUUGGGCACAACGUCACUCUCGCCAACAAAUUUGAAUCCGGCUCUGAACCAUUGAAGAUCAACGUCAGUCCUACCACCUAUGAAUGGUUAAUAAAAUUCCCGGGAUUCGAGAUGGAGCCCAGGGAUAGAUCGUGCCUACCAAAUUCCUUCCCUAAGGAUAUACCGGGGACUUGUUACUUCCUACACAAGUACAAGCAUCCGGGUACAGACCCUGAGGCGUCGCAGGUGAAACAUAUACAAGACGCAUUAAAAGAUUUCGGGAUCGGCCAAGCGAAACCGGGUGAAGUGGAUAGCGAAGAACCUACUUAGUCGACGGUACAAAAAGACGAUGUUUAGAUUUAAUAAUUUUUUCGUCACAACUGCGAACCUAAAGUCAGAGGGAACAUCGUUGGCAUUAUAAAUACUUAUCUUAAUUGCUUUGUAAACUGUUGAUUUGAAAACUUUGCUCAUCAAAAUGUUUAUUUUUCGUGUUUAAUACUCUUAUUUUAGAUAUUUUUUAAAACACUCGAGAGAAGAUCAAGCGAUGUCUUUUUAUUCUUUAAAUAAGAAUACGACAGAGUGUAGACAAUUCUGGAUUCUAAAUUAAACUUGAUAGAUGUUAUAAUAUACAAAAUGUAAUAUUAUUAUAAGGAUGUUUAUAGUAAUCUAAAAUUCGACUAUUUGUGAAACUGAAAAGCUUUACCCAAAUAACAUUGAUCCAACUACAAAAAUGACGUUGGAAUUUUAGAUAUUGAUUUUGGUGUCAUCAUGUAUGGAGAAACGUACUGUAGGAGCUAUUUGAACUUAUUGACUCGUUGAAUUUGGUUCUUAAAUUUACUCAUAUUUUCUUUUAUAGUAUAUUAAAAAUAUUAGGUACUUUUUUUCUUUAUAUUUAUAAAUAAUAAACGUUAGUUAAAUUCAGAUUAAAUUUAAACCAGUUUAAAGUAUGAUAACUGAAAAACUAAGUAAUUAUUUUAUGGUAGUUAUUAUUAGUAUUCUUUUUUAAUUAUCUCACAAAAUAUACUAUUCGUUAGUCAAAUACGAAUCUUAAUUUCGAUAAAACACAAUAGAUUCUCUUGUUUCAGAUCUCAUAUUCAAUUUAGUUAGAUCAUGCUUACAACACAAAUACUUUAUACAUGAAAAAAAAAAUGCUAACUUAAAUAAUAUAGCAUUCCUAAUUGUACUAGGUACCACAAAUAUGAUGUACAUACUUAAUAUAUCAUCUUUCAUAAAAAACUUACCGAAUCAAAAUCUCUUAUAGAUAAUUUAUAGUGAUCUAUGUGAAGCUUUACAAUAUUGGUUAUAUAAGAAAUGUAUAUAAAGUUGAAACCUGGGAUAAUUACGACUUACAUAGCUAUAACGGAACGCUGUAGAUUUAAAAAUAUAUCUAGCAAUAAUAUUGAUGAAAGGCUUUUAGAAAGAAAAGCAGAUAUAAAAAAUAUUAUUCUUCGACUCGGACGAAAGUAAAUCCUUUCUGAUUACUUUCUGCGUAAUCUUUUCUCUUAACAAAACAAACCGACCAAGUUAAUCGAAGUGGUCGCAUUUUUCUAAUGAACAGAAUGUAAAUUAAAAACUAAAUUAAGAUUACUUGUGCUAUGAGGAAAAUUAGCGAAAUACCAAUUUCUUUCUAAGGGAACUUUUUUAAGAUAUUGCUGCUAAAAUAGAGUUAAAAAAUCUCUUAGUAAAUAUGUAUAAAGUAAUAAAAGACAUUUCCUAAUAUGUAUAUAUAAAAUAUAAUUAUUUCGCUUGAUUAUUUUCAUUUAAUUAAAUUAAUAUAUACAUUAUUAUUAUAUUAUUAUUGGAAACUAUAUAUUUAAUAUAAUUAUAAACGGGAUAAAGUAUGACUUGUUAGAAGUAAUUUUGCUAUACUAUAAAAAAGUAAAAAUUUAUUUCCUGUUAUUUAUUGUUUAUAAAUGAAAAUUUGGUAAAACAUUUAUAAAGAAUAAAUAAUUAAUAGUAAAUGUAAUAAAGUACUUAAUAUACUGGAUAAUAUAUUAAAUUACUUAAUAGUAUAAGUAUUUUUUGUGAAUUAUUUAUAUGGUAAUAAAGAAUCUAUGUAUAUAAUGUUUCUGAUAUACACGAAAAAAGCGUAAGUUCUAAAAUAGUUACUGUGCUUACUGCGUACUUUAGUAAUUUAGUGAAAUAAAUAUAAAAUAAAUAAUAUAUAUUUAGGAUAUUUCAUCAGAAUUACUGACAAAUCGGAACUAAUACUUUUUUUCUCUUAUUGGAAUGAUAUAAUGUUUUUAAUUACUAAAUACAUUCUGUCUGAUUUUCAUCUGUGUGAUUUUUUUUUAUAUUAGUAAUUGUUUUUUCUUUAAUAAUUGGAAUUAAACAUAUUAUUUUACAACAAAAAUAUAUUAUUAAUUUCCUAAAAGUAUUAUUUUUAUUAUUUAUUUAAAAUAAUAUAAACUCAAAUUUUCUCAGAUGUAAUCUAUUAUUAUUAUAUUUUUAUUGUAAUAUAAAUCAAUAUAAACACCACUAAAUGUUAAAUAUUAUUUUUCAUUUAUCAAUAAGUUCAAUUUAUAUUUAAAUUUAGUUUAUUCUGUUUAAACCGUAAAUGAAUAAUAUUUUUUAACAUUGCUGAAAUAUAAGUAGAUUCCUCUAGAUUUUAAAUUCCCAAAUUACCCAUGUUAUAUUUAGUAUUAUAUUAUAUAUUAUGUAUACAUAAAUAUUAAUAUAAUGUAUUGGUACCUAUAUCUAUAUAAAAGAUACAUCAAUCAAUGAUAAUAUAAACAUAUUAUGAAUGAUGUUUAUUUAGGCUUAUUCGAUAUAAAUACACUUAUAUCACAGAGUUGAAUGAUAGAACUGUCAUUAUUACGACUAGAUUAUUUUCUAAAA